Botrytis fragariae is the source of this 759-nucleotide messenger RNA. Its product is annotated as putative ubiquitin carboxyl-terminal hydrolase isozyme l3 protein. Gene Ontology annotation, cellular component: cytoplasm. Gene Ontology annotation, biological process: ubiquitin-dependent protein catabolic process; protein deubiquitination. Gene Ontology annotation, molecular function: cysteine-type deubiquitinase activity. NCBI's taxonomy places the organism in Eukaryota, Fungi, Ascomycota, Leotiomycetes, Helotiales, Sclerotiniaceae. The coding region runs from base 1 to 759 and encodes 252 amino acids. The transcript is spliced from 3 exons. The record is from RefSeq and is a predicted model, not a curated record.
AUGGCGGAAACGAUAGAUAAUCCAGAUGUUCCCUCGAACAAGAAGGCUUUCAUUCCCUUAGAAAACAAUCCCGAAGUAAUGUCCUCUCUCCUCCACAAACUCGGUCUCUCCACCACUCUUUCUUUCCACGACGUAUUUUCCAUCGAAGAUCCCUCUCUCCUCUCCUUUAUCCCUCGUCCCGCACUCGCUCUCUUACUCGUUUUCCCCGUCUCAAAAAGUUACGAGGCAUUCCGCUAUUCAGAGGAUAAAGAACGCGAAGAUUAUAAAGGAAGGGGAGAAAAUGAACCAGUUAUUUGGUAUAAGCAGACUAUCAGGAAUGCGUGUGGAUUGAUUGGCCUUUUGCAUGCUGUAAGCAAUGGUGCUGCGAGGGGUUUUGUUGAACAAGACUCUCCUCUCGACAAACUAAUUAAAGAUGCCAUUCCUCUCGCCGCAAUCGAUCGCGCAGAUCUCCUCUACAAUUCCCAAGCUCUCGAAUCCGCUCAUCAAAACGCUGCAACACAAGGACAAUCCUCUACACCCAAUGCCGAAGACGACAUCGACUUACACUACGUAUGUUUUGUCAAGGAUGAGAAGAAUAAUCUCUGGGAAAUGGAUGGAAGGAGAAGGGGCCCACUUGAGUUGGGAUCGUUGGGAGAAGAUGAAGAUGUUUUGAGUGAAAAGGCGUUGGAUUGGGGUGUAAGGAAGUUUUUGAAGAGAGAAGAGGAAAAUGGUGCAGAAUUGAGGUUUAGCUUGAUUGCGUUGGCACCAAGUCUUGACUAA